This is a messenger RNA of Solanum stenotomum, 981 nucleotides long. RefSeq lists its product as uncharacterized. The record is from RefSeq and is a predicted model, not a curated record. NCBI's taxonomy places the organism in Eukaryota, Viridiplantae, Streptophyta, Magnoliopsida, Solanales, Solanaceae. Bases 1 to 981 code for a protein of 326 amino acids. Gene Ontology annotation, molecular function: zinc ion binding; nucleic acid binding. The transcript has a single exon.
AUGACUAUACGGAUAGACAGAUUUAUCUGUAAGGCAAACAAAAAUAGUGACAAAACUAUUGCUGAUAUGAUGACGAUAGGAUUUACUGGUCAACUAAAAGGCUGGUGGAAUAAUUAUCUAAAUACGGAGCAGGGAGAUAAGAUUCUUCAAGUUGUAAACCAAGAAAGAGAGCAGAAUCUUACUCAGAAUGUUGUUUAUACCAUUGUUCUUAAUAUCAUAGAACAUUUUUCAAGAAGAUGGUCUGAUAAUAGCGAGAUCAUAAGAACCAUGCUCCAAAAUCUUAAGUGUAAGACUCUCACAUCUUUCAGAUUUUAUAAAGAUGUAUUUCUUAGCAGGGUUAUGGAGUUACCAGAGUGUAAUAGCUCUAAUUGGAAAUAUAAAUUUAUAGAUGGUUUACCAGCUCUUUUUGAUGAAAGAGUUAGAAAGACUCUUAGGGGAGAUAACCAUAGUAUUAACUAUGACAAUUACACCUAUGGAAAGCUCAUAAAUGCUUACAUACAAGAAGGACUUUCUUUAUGCAAUGAAAUCAAGUUGAAACAACAAGUUAAAAGGCAUCGUCUUAAUGAAAGAGAGGAGUUAGGAGAAUUCUGCGAACAAUUCGCUUUGGAUAUCCCAAAAGCAAGCUCCAAAGAUAGAAAGCAUUCUUCUAAGAACAAAUCUUCCAAAAAGGAUUAUAAGGCAUGGAAGAAAAGAAGAAUUGAGAAGAAAGAAAGAAGAGUUGAAUCUUAUAAGGAAAAGAAGAGAUUUUAUAAAUCUAGACGAAAAUUUGACAAAACAUAUACUUGCCACAUGUGUGGUAUAUAUGGUCAUUAUGCUAGAGAUUGCAGAGUCAAGAAAAAGAAUCAAAAACUUGAUAUUGAUGAUAAUAUCAAAGAAUUUCUAUGCAAAAUCAUGUUAAAUUUUUAUUCAGGAAAAUCAGAAACAGGAUACAGCAGUCACGAGAAAUCCUCUACAAGUGAAGAUCUUAAAGCCCUUCACUAA